AUGCUUCCCCUGGCGGGCGCGACGGACCGUCCUGAGAGAGUGCGGCGGCGGGGAGGGCCCGGUGCCGCCAGGUGUCCGUUCCCUCUGUCGGCGGAGCCGCCCGGCGCGGGGCGGACGCGCCGUCGGGGCGCUCCAUGCACCCCCACCCCGUUCCGCCCCGCCGCGCGCGGGGAGGCCGCCCGGCGCGCGCCUGCCCGGGGCGGGGCGGGGCGGGACAGCGCGUGCCGCCGGCCCGGGCUCACCCCCCAACCCCCCCGCUCCCGCUCCCGUCCGCCGCCGUCGGCCGCGGCCUCCGCUCCCCCCGCGCGCCAUUGGCUCCCCGCACGCGCCGGCCCUGCGCGCGCGCGCGCCAUUGGCCGCGCCGACACGCGACCGGCGCGAGUGGAGGGCGUGCGGCGGGAGGGGUGGGGCGCGAGGGAGAGGAGGGGAGAGGGAGGGGGAGCGGGGGCGGGGGGGGACCCCGGCGCGUGCCGCUCCUUAAAGGGGGGCGCGAGCCCGGCCGCCACCGGAGCCGUCGGGGCGCCACGCGCGAGGCGGGGGCUGCGCGCGGCCCGAUGGGCGCGCGGCGCUAGAGCCAUGAGCCUGCCCUGGGCAGAGCGCGCCCGCGAGCCGCCCACAGAGCCGCCGCCGCCGGGCCCGGAGCAGAGCGGCUGCGGCGCCUUCGCGCCGGGCUCCUGGCUCGGCGUCUGCUGCGCCGCCCGCCUGCCCGCCGCCUCCUCGCCGCGUUACCUGCUGCCCGGCGAGGACGACGAGGCGGCGGCGGAGGGCGGCGCGGCACGGGGCGGCGGGAGCAGCCCCGGCGGGCCGCGGGGCGGCGGGCGGCCGCGGGGCGGCGGCGGCGGCCCCGGGCUGCGGGCGCAGGUGAGCGGCGUGCAGAAGCAGCGGCGGCUGGCGGCCAACGCGCGGGAGCGGCGGCGGAUGCACGGGCUGAACCACGCCUUCGACCAGCUGCGCAAUGUCAUCCCCUCCUUCAACAACGACAAGAAGCUCUCCAAGUACGAGACGCUGCAGAUGGCGCAGAUCUACAUCAGUGCCCUGGCCGAGCUGCUGCACGGCCCCGCCGCCUCUUCGGACGGCUCCGCCAAGGCCGAGCACCGCGGGGCCCCCUUCGAGCCGCCCUGCGCUGCCGCCGGGGCCGGAGCUCCGCCGGGGCCGCCGGCGCCGCCACCGGGGCCGCCCAGAGCGUCGCCCCCCGGGCACGGCCGGACUCGCUUCCCCCCGCCGCCGGCCACGGGGGGCUACUCGGUGCAGCUCGACCCGCUGCACUUCUCCUUUGCGGAGGGCGCCCUGAUGGGACAGAGAGCCCCUUCCCCCGCCCUCCUCCUGCCGCAGCCCGGGCAGCCGCCGCAGGAGAGGAGCAAGACGUCGCCCCGGUCCCACAGGAGCGACGGGGAGUUCUCGCCCCGCUCCCACUACAGCGAUUCGGAUGAGGCCAGCUAAGGCAGGGGCGUCGUCACCGGCACCCCCGCAAGGCCGCCCCUCGAAGCACAGACUCUGCCGUGGGGUGAGCAGCCGGACGCGGUGCAGCCACGGACGGCAUCGGCUCCCCUCGGUCGCUUUGAAAUCCGCCCCCUCGUCUCCCACCCCCAGCAGCCCCUGGUUUGUCCUGGGGGGAUGGCUGUUAGCGAGUGACUGUACCCGCCCCGUCUGUCAGGGUCGGUUGGUUUGUUUUUAAGUUUUAGUUUACACUUCGAAAGUUUCUUUCGCCUAGAGGUUGCCGUUCCCUCCUGCCAAUACGCCACCUCGCAGCCUUAGCCUGACUCGCCCCGUCGGCGAGCAGGUGAUGCGCAGGGAGAAAGCCUGGCCCCGCUGCUGGGGUGCCGCCGGCGCCAUCCAUCCCCACCCAGCCGUGAACCCGCCCUGACACCCCCGUCUUCCAGGACACCCAUCCUGCCGUGGGUCGCAUUGCUGUGGAAACACGCACACACACAAGCAUACUCACAAAAGUCAAUAGCGCGCCGUCUUAACCUGUAAAUAGCGGAGAAAAUUUGGAUUUUCUUUAGAGCAUCUUGUCGGCGUCUUUUGGGGGGGAACUUGGCGCAAGCACUUUAUCAGCGGCUGGAGAUGCAGUUUCAAGAGGAAAGCUACUAACUGCCAAUUGGAGACCAAUGUUUAAUUAAGCCACUUAAUCCUAACGCUCUCUUAAAAACGAAAACGGUUUUGUCGUGUCAAACUUUUAUGUCAGUUUUAUUUUCCUUUUGUGGUAAUAGGAAACGUAUUUAUUAUGCAGUGUUUGCAAUUAUUUCUGCUUCUCUCUUUUUUAAAAAAAAAUUCUUUUCUACGACGAAAAUCGUUUAUUUUGAUUUUAG
Messenger RNA from Serinus canaria (Common canary), 2309 nucleotides. It is a transcript of the gene ATOH1, whose product is annotated as atonal bHLH transcription factor 1. The record is from RefSeq and is a predicted model, not a curated record. Bases 1 to 1440 code for a protein of 479 amino acids. NCBI's taxonomy places the organism in Eukaryota, Metazoa, Chordata, Aves, Passeriformes, Fringillidae. The transcript has a single exon. Gene Ontology annotation, molecular function: protein dimerization activity.